Molecule: messenger RNA, 1206 nt
Organism: Lycium ferocissimum
Lineage: Eukaryota; Viridiplantae; Streptophyta; Magnoliopsida; Solanales; Solanaceae
Exons: 1
Coding region: 1-1206 (401 amino acids)
Source: RefSeq, a predicted model, not a curated record
AUGAAACCUUUGGUUCAUAGUGUGUGGGUUGGUAUUGAAGAUGAAAAUGAUCCAAUUAGAGGUUUUAUACAAAAAUUAGAAUAUGAGUGCAAGAUACUAGAAAAGAAAAAACAGAAUGAAAGAAAGGAGGCUGAAAGAAUCAAACAACAUACUACUCCGAGGGAACCUGUUGAACAUGAUGUUUUAGAGCCUCAGAAAGACAAGAAUAACAAUAAAAAGGGGAAUGAACAAAAUGGAAAACAGGUUGAAUUAAAAGAAGUGAAUCCCAAGCAACAACCUGAUCAAAGAGGUAGAGAGCUUCAUAAAGACAAGUAUGCUGAUAAGUCAUUGAGAGGUAAAAGUGCUCCACCAAAACAGAUCAGAGGGAAAAGUGCACCCCUAAAGCAGACAUUCAAACCAACUGGGGUAAUAUUUGGAGUGGACAAACCUCAUCCUGCUAAUUACAUCAGUAAGGAGGACUCUAACAUUGUAGGAGAUGGAGGAAAAGGGACAGACAAGGAUGAUACUAUGGACAUGACUAUGCAAGAGAUAGAAAAUGUCAUAAAUGAAAAAGAGGGUAAUAAAAAUCAGGACAAAUGCAAUGAAAUAGUUGAUACAGGCAAAGAGGACAAUGAAAUAGGAAAUCAAGAAAACCAAAUAGUGUCCUCUGAAGCUAUUGAGACCAUGGGAACUCCAAGUGAAAUCACCAAAACAGUUACUUAUAACAUCAGAAACCCCAAUGAGCUACAGGUGGUCAUCAAUCAAGAAGAAUGGCAAACUGUUAGUAAUAGGAAGAAAAGGAGAUCACAAGAAAAUGAAAGAAAGGACAGUGAGACAGGUGAACGAAGUAAUGCAAAGGAUCAAAACAAAGGAAAGGUUGAUCCAAAUCAGCAAGGCUUAACAGAUAAGGACAAGGUGAGUGAAACAGAUGAUCAACAACAAAAUGUUGGAAAAGGAAAAAAUGAGAAAGAAAAUCCUCCUGAUGAAUGGGCAGAAGCAGACUCGACUGAGGAAGACACUUCAGAUGAGUCAUCAGUAGGAUCUAUGGAAAAAGAGGAGGAACAACAAGGAACUUGUGCCAAGGAAAAUAGCAAUGGAAAAAAGAUGAUCAAGCAGAAUGUUGAGACCAAAAAUGAUCCUAAUCUUAUGACAACAGACAGAAUCUCAGGAUCAACAAGCUCCUCUCACCAGGAGACAAAAGAAGAAUCUACAAAAACUUUCCAAUAA